UCUUUCCCCAACUCCCCCCCUCCCCUCUCUCUCUCUCUCUCUGAACUCACUCCUGCCGUCGACCCAUCCACCUCCGCCUUCGGUCGUCGCCGCUGCCUCCACCUCUGGUCGUCGCCUCCGCUUCCGCCUCAGCCUCCGAUCGUCGUCGCCGCCUCCAGAUCGGCCGCUGCGUCGGUUCUCUCCUGUUAUUUCUUCCUUUCACGUUACUUCUGCAAUAUAAAAUCAAAAUAAAAGAAUAUAUGGAAAAUAGGCGAGAGGGAUGUCCUUGUCUUCCAAUGCACUGAAUUAGUUUAUGAAUUAUGAUUGUCCUUGGCUUUUUUUUUUCCCCUUAUCUCUUCCCUUUUACUUUGCACCUUCUUCAUUCACAACAGGAUGCAAGAACAAUCAGCCUUUUCUGUUUUACUUAAGAAAUAAGGAAUGAACCGCAGCCCUUUGCCAUCUAGAUGGAUUCCUUUUAUGUGAUGCUGUGAUCAGAAGUAUAUAUUGUACCUUUUGUUCCCUUUGUCCCUGGUUUAAUUUUUACAUGAAAUGUGUUCCAGCUGACAAAACAAAGCAUGGUGGUAAACUGUGAGGAGCCCAAGAGAAGAGUGGCAUUUGUAUUGAUUGAUGGGUUGGGUGAUGUGUCCCUGCCGAGGUUUGGUUACAAGACCCCUCUGCAAGUGGCCAAAAUACCCAAUAUGGAUGCCAUUGCUUCUGCUGGAGUCAAUGGCCUCAUGGACCCUGUUGAAGUAGGCCUGGCAUGUGGAAGUGACACGGCACACCUUUCAUUAUUAGGUUAUGACCCUAGAGUAUAUUAUCGAGGUCGAGGGGCUUUUGAAUCAAUGGGUGCUGGAUUGGCAAUGUCACCUGGAGACAUUGCUUUUAAAUCAAAUUUUGCAACUUUAGAUGAGAAAACCGGAAUUGUCAUCAGUAGAAGGGCUGAUCGCCACUUUGAAGAAGAAGGGCCUAUCCUCUGUGCAGCACUAGAUGGAAUGAAGCUACCAUCAUUUCCUGAAUAUGAAGUCAGAGUCAGGUAUGCAACAGAGCAUAGAUGUGGAGUUGUUGUGAAAGGACCAAACUUAAGUGGAAAUAUAUCAGGAACAGACCCACUAAAGGACAAUCGCUUACUUAUACAAGCUGAAGCUCUGGAUGAUACCAACGAAGCAAAACACACAGCUGCAGUUGUUAAUGAAUUAUCCAGGGAGAUCUCAAGACUCUUGAUUUCUCAUCCUCUGAAUGCUAAACGGGCAGCAGAAGGAAAGAACAUUGCAAAUGUUGUCCUAUUACGAGGUUGUGGUAUUCGAAUUGAGGUCCCUCCAUUUGCCGAGCAACAUGGUUUAUGGCCAUGCAUGGUAGCUCCUACUAAAAUUAUAGCUGGCCUAGGUUUAUCACUUGGUAUUGAUAUACUGGAAGCUCCAGGAGCAACAGGAGACUAUCGAACACUCUUGACUUCUAAAGCAAUUGCCAUAGCUAAGGCACUCUCAGCACCUCUGCAAUCUUGCCCCCGAGUUUUUAUACCAGGGGAGGAUGAGCAUAAACCAGGUCGAUCAGAUGGCUAUGACUUUGGGUUCCUUCAUAUUAAGGCAAUUGAUGACGCAGGUCAUGAUAAAUCAAGUAUUUUCAAAGUGAAAGGAUUGGAGGCAGUUGAUCGAGCCAUAGGGCAACUGGCCAAGCUUCUUUGGCAGGCUGAAUCAACCAGCAAUUUCCAAUACUUCCUGUGUGUGACGGGUGAUCACUCUACUCCUGUUGAGUAUGGUGACCACAGCUUUGAACCAGUUCCAUUUGCAUUGUGUCGAUUAAAGGACUUUGUGUCCGCAGCAGGUGGGGAAGCCGUUCUUAUAGAGACUUGCCUCGAUCCAUUUCCUCUUCCAAUUGUCCACGCGGGCAACGAUUCAGCUGAUAAUGUGGAGCUUGAGGCAGGGAGAACUAAACAGCUUCAAGCCUUCUGUGGUGAUUCGGUUUGCGAGUUAAACGAGAUAGCUGCAGCGAGAGGUUGUCUCGGGCGUUUUCCUGGAGGUGAAAUGAUGGGAAUUAUAAAGACAUUUCUUAAACUGAAACCAUGACAUGAUUUUGCUAGCUGCCAACUACCAGAGCUUUUUUGGUGCCUUCAACAGGAGGUGGAAUCUAGAAUCCAGAUGGGUACUUCUUCCAGCUCUUUUAACUCUUUUCAUUGAAUAAAUUCUGCCUUACCAAUUGAUCAGAAUUAUAGAUCUUUGUUGCAAGCAUGUAAUUUCAUUGUGCUACAUAUAGAUGCAUUGCCUCCUUCCCUCUUUUUAA
Molecule: messenger RNA, 2256 nt
Organism: Diospyros lotus (date-plum)
Lineage: Eukaryota; Viridiplantae; Streptophyta; Magnoliopsida; Ericales; Ebenaceae
Exons: 6
Coding region: 555-2042 (495 amino acids)
Molecular function (GO): metal ion binding
Source: RefSeq, a predicted model, not a curated record